Podarcis lilfordi (Lilford's wall lizard) is the source of this 25056-nucleotide messenger RNA. The record is from the annotation of a GenBank genome assembly. NCBI's taxonomy places the organism in Eukaryota, Metazoa, Chordata, Lepidosauria, Squamata, Lacertidae.
AGUCCAAGGCUGCGCCUGCGCAGUGCCCUCCUGCACCCGCCUCGCGCCGAGGGGCCGCUACCUGACGCGCCUCUUCCUCGCCGCCGGCUGCCGGUUCCCGUCCCGCCGCCAAGAUGCCGCGGAUCAUGAUCAAGGGGGGCGUGUGGCGAAACACGGAGGUAGGUGGCGCAGCUCCCCCCGCCUGGCCCCCCCGCCCCGUGCGCCGCCGUCCCUUCGCUCUCCGGAGGCCCCUCUGAGGCGAGCGGGUGGAGGGCGGUGCGCCUGCGCCAAGUGGGCUACGGCGCCUGCGCACCAGCAGCGCGCGCUCUGUCUCUGCGUAGGAGGCGGUGGCGCCUAAUAAACGUUAAAAAAAUAACAUUUUUUAAAAAGUAGGAAGCAAUGCCAAGUUUGCAAGAGGCACAGUCUUGUCCGAUCAAUAAAUAAUAAUACAUGUUGGUGUCUGUAGCAGCCUCCCACCUACUUUUUCUGCUCUUGCUGUGAAUCCUCCCGGGAAGUAGGAGCUGGCUCGCCCCUCCUCCCGCUGGAACUUAGCGCCCAGAAUGAAAAGUUUCUAUUUGGGCUUUGCGGGCAAGACUUUCCCUUUGUUGGAUUUUGCUUUCCAUUGUUUCGUUUGGAUGCCUGCCCUUCACCCUGGGGUCCUGGAGUGCUUGGUAGCCAUUUAAAAUGUCUUUGUCAAAAGGUAGAAAGAACUGGGUGGGGAUGGCUGGGGAUCAGCUUUUAAGGCAUGUGUCAGGUAUAGCUGUUUGGCUUUUCAGAUGUUGCUGAACUGCAGCUCCCAUCACCCCGGGCUGGUGAUCAGGCUUGUUGCAGCUGACAGCAGUUGCAGUUCAACAUCUGGGGAGCCAAAGGUUCCCAUAUCUGAUAUACAGGAUAGCACUAUUGUCUUUUAAACCUCUCCAUACCUAGAAUGAGAAGCAGUUACAUCAAGUCCUUUACCUGGGGAGAAAUAGUGUGUGUACAUCCUAAACAUGGAGAAGGAACUGGCAAGCCACUCCAGUAUUUUGCCAAGAAAAUUCCAUGGACAUAAAAAAGGAUAAGCUUUGAGAAGAAAGUGAGAGUUUCCAAGGCAUGCUUUGGUUCAUGGCGUCACGGAGAGUCAAACACGACUAAGACGACUAAACAACAACACCCUAAACAAGCCCCAUAUUUGUAGGAAUAAUAAUUUCUAUUAUUCCUAUGCUUUAGUCAGUUUUGCAGGCUUUGACAUACUAAAACCAUGUGUGCAGUUCCUGGACACACUGUCAUUAGUCUUCAAUAAAAAACCCCAAAUACUGGAGUUUAUCUUAUCUUUAGCUGUUUGUGCAGUGUUGUGAUGGAAUUCUCUUACUCAGCCUGAGUGAGGUGUGCCUACUCUAGUAGCAGCAGUAAAAGUUUUUUCCCCUGGGAUGCAUUCUUUUAGCAUCAUUGUUGGGAUGAAAAAAGCUUGCCUUGCCUUUUUUUGCAUAGGGUAUUGUUGUAAUGCCUAAUACAUUUUUAUUCUCUUUUCGUUUUAAGGAUGAAAUUCUUAAAGCAGCUGUAAUGAAAUAUGGCAAAAACCAAUGGUCUCGUAUUGCCUCUUUAUUACACAGAAAAUCAGCAAAGCAGUGCAAAGCCAGAUGGUAGGUACGAGAAAAUAACCUAUGGGGGAAUUUUGAUACGUUGUUAUUGGGAAACUUCAUCAGAGUUUAUCAAGUCAAGGCAGGUGAAGUGGGGACUACAUAUUGUCUGUGUCAGAAAUUCCUGCACAAUACUCCACAGACAUCCUAAUUCUGCAAUCAAAAUAAGAAAAUUUGUGUACAGUAAUUGUUUCUGUGCAGAGAAGGACCGCACAAAUAUAUCCAGAGGCUAAGUGAAAUCCAAGUGAGAUAAAUUUUCCUGCAUUAAUACUGAUUCAUGCUUUACAUUUAGCUGCUUACAUUCUUUGAUAUUCUUCUUACAAGAGUGGCUUUUUUAAGUUGUGUAUUUUGUAAGAUGGAGCUUACAGAGUUCAGCUACAUUAUCAAACAAAUUUCAAGUGGAACUUUCCAGCUCAUAUUAUAGUUUGGGGGAGAGUAAGCACAAGUAUGUAAUGUGUUGUCAGGUGUAUCCUAAUUUUGUCAUAUCAACUGAUAUAUGACUGCUUAGGUCAGUGAUUUUCAGCCAUUGUUCCAUGGCACCCUGGGGUGCCUUGAAUGAUGGUCUGGGGUCCUGUGAGCAACAGUGGCCUCUGUCCCUCUUUCCGUCCCUCCCUCCUCUGAUGCCCUCUUGCUUCUCUGCCUCCCAAAGGCUGGCACAGCUGUUUAUUGCAGCAGCUGUGGCUAUAAGCUCUGCAGGCAAAUGGUGCCACUGGGAGGCACCUCUCUUUUGGGUAGUGGGGCAGCAACUCAGAGCCAGGGACAGCAGCAGUAGCUGCCCAGAGGACUCUCAAGGAGAGUGGAGAGAAAAGGAUGCUGAGGUAACACUUCACUAGGGAGGGUGUUCGAAAAAGUGUGUGAGGCUGCCAGGUCUGCAGGCAAGGGGUGACAUAACUGGACUCCUGAGCCCCACAGGGGUGCUGCAGAAAGAAUGUACCAUAUUUUUUGCUCCAUAAGACACACUUUUGUCCUCCUACUUUUGUCCACUUUUGUGCGUCUUAUGGAGCGAAUGCACUGCACGGCAGAGGGAUCCCUCAGCUGCUGCUGCAGUCGUGAGCUGAGGGAUGCCUCCGCAGCCGGAGCCAUGGCUCCUGUCCGCCCCUCCUCUCGCCUCGCUGGAAAGCAAGCAAAGCACCUGUCCUGGUGUCUCCCCCUCCUCUUCUUGCUCCAGCAUCACCAUGCUUUAUAGCGAGGCGGGAGGAGGGAUGGGCAAGCAAAGUGAGAGCUGCGCAAAGCGGGACAGAAGCCAUGUAAGUGGCUCUUGCUUUGCUUGCUUUAAAGCGAGAGCCGCUUACAUGCUCUGCGCAGAAUAUUUUUUUUCUUGUUUUCCUCUAAAAACUAGGUCUUAUGGUCAGGUGCGUCUUAUGGAGCAAAAAAUACGGGUAGUUGGUUAAGGGAGCCGUGGACUCAAAAAGGUUGGAAACCUCUGGCUUAGGGCAUUUUUUAAUUGGCCUGGGCCAUGUUAGUUUUUCAGUGUAGAUUACAGUUCAUAUUUUGAAAGUAGCCUAUAUACUACCUUUAUAGAUGCAGUAAUUAUGAGAAAUAAAGUUGGCAAAAUUGGGACUAUUUUCAUUUUCUUUAUGUAUCUAUAUACUAUAGCAGAUUCAAGAAAGGCUAUGUGAAAUCCUCUGUGGAGCUAAUUUAUAGGUGUUUAAUCGUGUUAACAGUAUCUUGAAAAAAAUCUCAUUUUUAUUAUUUUGAACAAGGUAUGAGUGGCUGGACCCAAGUAUCAAGAAAACAGAAUGGUCACGAGAAGAAGAGGAGAAGUUGUUGCAUUUGGCCAAACUUAUGCCAACCCAGUGGAGGACAAUCGCACCAAUUAUUGGGAGAACAGCUGCCCAGUGCUUGGAACACUAUGAAUUUCUCCUGUGAGUAAUUCUGCUCUGUAAUGAAGUUAGUUUUUGAUAUUGAGAGACCUAGUUACAGAACUAACUCAGGAUUUCAGAAGAAAGCUUUUAGGUGUUUAAGAGUUGUUGUUUGCAUCCAGAGACAAUUGAGGAGUGUACCUUUGGGGGUGAAGUCAACCCGUUAGAGGGUUACAGUUCUUGCUGUGGCUGUAGAGACCGUUACAGGAGAGACAUGUUUUGUUGCAGCUGGGGCAGAUGAAGGUGUCCUGUUGUGCUGCUGCAGAUGCACCAUAUGCAUGACUUGACUUUCUGUCUCCAGACACUCUGAUAAUCUGCAAGGGAUUCCCAUAUGAUGGGGUUAAUGUAGGCAGCCUUCAUGUCAUGUUUGCAGACAUCUUUGGUCUGUCAGCAGGCCUGGUACUGGAAGCCAGCUCCCCGUGGAGCACGUCUUUGGGGAUCCUGCCAUCUUCCAUUCUAUGUACAGCAGCAAACACAAAUAUGGGCAGCAAACUCAAAAUGACAGCUGUGGGGCAUGACCUAUUGCUGCCAUCUCUUAAAAAGCAGAAAAAGAUAGGGCAUCACAAAAUGCCUGUCCCAUCAAUGAAGUAAGAAAGUGACUGUAUCAGUCACCUGCACACUCACAAACUCUUUGCACCUCUCUUCUGUUCAGAACAGAUGGAAAGAUGGGUGUUCAGUCCUGGCAUCCAUGAAAUGUGAACAUGUUUAAGGAGGUCAUGCUCAGUAUAGGAGUGGGUGGGUGAGCAGGAACUGCAUUCUGGAUUUUUGAGGGGAUGCUUACUGAGGCUUUUCAGUUGUGCCGUAGGAAGUACUGGUGGGCACCAUGUUGACAGCUCCUGAUUUUCUUUGGGUUGGUUGUAUUGUCUUUGGUUUGUAUCCAACUAAGUCAUACUGAGAAGAGAACCGCUGAUAUCAAUAGAUAUGGAUAACUUAAGUCCAUUCAAUGUCUUAUAUUAGUAUAUAUUUGCUUCAUAUUUUUGCACUUGUUCUACAUGUUAUCUUUUCAGGGAUAAGGCUGCUCAAAGAGACAAUGAGGAAGAAACUGCUGAUGAUCCUCGGAAACUUAAACCCGGAGAAAUUGACCCAAACCCAGAAACCAAGCCAGCCAGACCAGACCCUAUUGAUAUGGAUGAGGGUAUGCUUGAAACAGGUUUCAUGAAUUUGUCCCCACUCCAUCCUUUGACACGUUCAUUAUAUAGCACAAUUCUUUCCUUUUGUGACUUUCCUUCAUUAGCCCAUCACUUGUUUUAUGGUUUCAGUCAGCUAUUGCAAGGCUGAAGAAUCUUCCCCCAAGCACAGAAUUCUGUUAGCAUAUAUCACAUUAUUUGUCUCUCACAGACACACCAUGUACACAUGAAUAGAGCUUGGCUUGUGCUUCAUCUUUGCAAAGAAAAAGAGUUUCCCCUUUUCUAGCUCACAGACUAAAGCUGCACAGAGAUCUAAAACAUCACUCCUGCAUGGCCAGAUCACUCGUGUGUGCUGAGAAAGCAUUCCUUUUCAGAGAUUAAAUGUAGCAAGCCCACCAUUUGUUUCAUUUCCGCUUCUUGGGGAAUGACGUAAACUGGCCUUACAGGAAGAGAUAUUUGACUGCAUGGGUAGUUCACUGCAGAGUGAAACUUGGGAAAAGGGCAUGGCCAAGUGAUAAAGGGCAAGCCUUGAAGAGAGUGCUGAGGGGCAUGUAAAGAGGUAUUGCAGACUGGAUUAGGUCUUCAGGCUGGAGGUUUUUCCAAAGGAUCCCCCUUAAAGUUCUGCCUGGAAAUUAAUUAAUUAACUUUGAAGUGACUCCAGUUUGAUAGGAAGAAAUAAAUUUUAUUGCUAUCAUGUUAAAGAAAAAGUCAUAAUAUACAAACUAUUGGUGGACAUAGUCCAUCAUUUUAACAAUAUGUGUGCAUAGGAUUGAAACCUCAGUAAUAUAGGAAGAAACUUGUUGAUUACACCUUUUAAAAACCUAUAGAAAUAGAAUAUUUUUUUUCUUGUAUUCAUACAAGAGAUAACAAUAGAGACUCUUGUUGGCCUAAAUCAUGUUUUGAACACAUUCAGAAAAGGCAGAAGUGACCUGGGAUCUGUUAACAUACAGAUUUUCCCACUUCUGAGAAGCAUUUCAUUCUUACCUAUUUCAUAGAGCAAGGUGUAAAUGAGAGUGUGUGAACUUUGUACAUUCCUUUUGCAGAUGAACUCGAGAUGCUUUCUGAAGCUAGAGCUCGGUUGGCUAACACUCAGGGAAAGAAAGCCAAAAGGAAAGCAAGAGAGAAGCAGCUGGAAGAAGCUAGGUAUUACUUGACUCAGCUAAAACUGUUAAUUGGCAGAGCUCCAGUCCAGGCAGGACGCUUGUCCAAGGGAUGGAAUAGCUGUCUUGUCAUAAGAUAGCAGCAGAAUGGUUAAUUCUACUCCUUGCAACCCCUCAUUGAUUUGCACAAACACUGUCAGAUUCUGCAUCUCUCCCUAAGAUGGUAACAGUCAUGCUUGGCACAUGGUUUGUUUUCUAUCUGUUGGAGUCUAAUGUUGGGAAAAUAAAUAAAUAAAUAUUGGGCUAAGAUUGAGAUGGGAUCUCGAAUCUCAAUGCAGUGCUCCUGUGUUUCCCACCUAUUUUCCUCUCCCCUUUUAUUAAUGACCCAAGUCACCAGGUUUUAUUGAUGCUGCUAGUUACCCGUUCUAAGUAUUAAAAUGACUAUAAAUAAUAAACUGUAAGCAGCUCAAAUGCUGAGCUUUGAUGGGUGAAAUCUAGGUUCAAUUCAGCAUUGGCGAUGAAGCUCAAGGUGUGGUUUGGUGCAAGUAAAUAUUUCUCAAUCUGACCAGUCUUGCAGAGUUGCGAGGAUAAAAGCCUGAAGUGUAAGAUUUGGAUUCAGAUGUAAGAAAUAAACAAGAAGCUGUUUUAAUUGCUUGCAAACCAUGCACCUUUCUUAAUAAUUUCUGAAUUUUCAGGCAUUCUUUAUGAGAAGUCCAGAAACUCGGGAUGAUUUGUUAAAUUGACAGAUUUGGAGUUCAAGAAAGAUUCUUCUCUUCCUCCGCCCCCGCUCUGCAAUCUGGCAGCAGCAGAAGUAAAAUCAAGCAGAUCCUUGAAACUUUGUGUUAAAGCCUUUUGAGACUUUGAUCUCAUGACUCAAAACUGAUGUCUUGUGCUGUGUGUAGCAUAAAGGAAUACUCGUGUGGAACUAAUUUUCAGUAUGGACUGCAAACAUUUUACACAGUAAACCACACUUAAUGCUUCCUCUAGAAGUGGUCUAUUUUUCAAAGCUAAUAACAGCUGUUCAGAUUUGUGUUAAUCUAUCACACCUUUGCAGGCGUCUUGCUGCCCUCCAGAAGAGGAGAGAACUUCGAGCUGCAGGGAUUGAGAUCCAGAAGAAAAGAAAGAAGAAAAGGGGAGUAGACUACAAUGCAGAAAUCCCAUUUGAGAAGAAACCUGCUGCAGGUUUUUAUGACACAUCAGAAGAAAACUACCAGGCCCUGGAUGCAGAUUUUAGGAAGUUAAGGCAGCAAGACUUGGAUGGGGAGCUCAGAUCGUAAGUUGGUGCUUGACUGGAAAGUUACGUUUAAAUGGGCCAAAAGGGGUACAGAGCAAAGUCUUGUAUAAUGUUGCCAACAGUAUGUGCUAUGACACAUUCCAUCCAUUUGUGUACUGUUGCUUAUCUUUACUUUUUGUGAAUUCUUACAAGACUUAGCAUUUGAAUGUCUUAGCUUUUUUAAUAGAUAACCCGAGUUUCUAACUAUUGUUUUUGUGGAAUGAAAAUCAUUAAAAUAUCUAGCUUUUCUCUGUUGGCUGUUUGAAAACUUAAGUUGGAGCUGGUCAAGGAAGACACUUUGGUGGCUUGGACAGUAAUAUUGUUCUGUUCCUAAUUUUUUGAUUGCUGUGCUCCCAUUUUCCCUUUAAUUUAGGAAUUGUUGUCAUGCAACAAAAUCCAAAUCUUGCAACGAGAAUAUUUUAAAUGUAGCACAGAAUUAUUGGUUCUAAACAGAGGCAUUAGUGUAUAAUUCACACAGAUCUGCUCCUUAUCUCUGAGAGUGGUACAGCAAAAAGUCAUGUUUCUUCAACUGAUGGGCAUAUGUCAUCUCCUUUUUACCAUCUAAAGAUUCCUAGAGGUCCUCUAUCUGCAGUCCUAUUUGUGAUGGCUGUUGGACCAUUAACUAUAUUGAUUUGAGACAAUAUUGGUGUUACUGGAGUCUCUGUUGGUAAAAAGAAGAAGUAAGAUUUAGUUUGAAAUAAGUAAGGUGACAUAGCCUUGACACCUAAUCCUAAAACCUCACAGAAGGAAUCUGCUUAACAUCAUAACUGUAUUUUUAAGGCUUGCAAGAAUGACAUGAUAGAGGUCUCUAGGAUAAAUGGUAAGGAUAAUUAUGAAAGACCAGAUUUAAUCAAUAAAUUAAGCAUUCUUGGACAGAUACACCAAGACUUUUUUUGUCAUGGCUGCUGUCCUGCUGAGUUAAACUUGGGAGUAGACGGUAGAGCCAUUGAAAUCAGUGCACUUUUGUAACUUCAGUCAAUGGAAUUCAAUGUGUCUGCCUUGAGUACAGCUAACUGGAUAUUACCCUUUAUUAGACACCUUAUGAAAUAAUUUAUCAAGGUGCUGUACAAUAGAAAGGAAUAAAAACGUAAUAAAAGCAUACUACAAUAAACUUCAGAGACAAUAAAAUGCUACAAGCAGCACAGUACUGGUUGUUUUCUGUGCUUCAGAGGCCCAACUGGCCUCAGCCACAAGUCUGGCAUGUAAUGUUAUCGGUGGCAUCCUGUGGAUCACUUUCAGCAGGCAUCCUCACGUUGGCUUUCAGGUGUCCUGAAGGCUUUUUAUGCCCACAAGCUUUUCAGGUUGUUUAAAAUCUUCUUGAGAAACCAGCCAUUUUAAUGAUGGAUCUUUAUUGAUUCUAAAAGUUUUUAUUUUGUUAUUCACCACCCUGAUGCCACUUUUCUCUUCAAAUUAAUACAGUUGUCUUACAAAUAACAACAAAACUUUAUUCAUCUGUCAAUAUCAUGUGACUUUAAAAACCCCCACUUACGCUGUUGCAAUAGAUAAAGCACCCCAUACCUUUCUGAACUAUUUAUUGAAUUAUCAAUCAUUGGUACUUAAUUGAGGCACUUCUGUUUUAACAGGGAAAAGGAAGGAAGAGAGCGAAAGAAAGAUAGGCAACAGCUGAAACGGAAAAAAGAGUCUGAUUUACCUUCAGCAAUUCUUCAGACUAGUGGUGUGUCAGAAUUCACAAAAAAAAGAAGCAAGCUGGUGCUUCCAGCUCCUCAGGUAAGUUGCUUGUUCCUAUCGCCGCCUUGUGAUUUGUUUAAGUCACUGCAGAUGCAUGUGAUGUGCCCAAAUCAUGAGGCUUUUCAGAAAUUAAGGCUCACAUGUGCAAAUAUAAUCUGCAUCCCCCCCCCCCCGGAUGCAUGUUGCCCAUGGAUUCCUACUUUUUAGCCCCCUUUUCAUAUCCCAGAUUUGCAGUGCGAGAGUCUCUCAGGGUAGCUUUAUAUCCAUUCAUUUGCAUAUUCUUCUUGGAAGCACCAUCCUUUUUAGCACUGUUUCAUUGUGCCAGACACAUCGUAUUGCAGGAAAUGCUUUUAGCACUGCAAAACUAGCAAAGGUUGUACCACUUUCCCCAGUUAAGUUGGAGGGGAAAUGAUGUAGGCUUGACCAGUUGAAGCAACUGCCUUUUUCCUGUUGGUAUAUUGACUAAGGGCAGUCCCUAUGGCACUAUUGUAACAGCUAGCGUUUCUGAUGUUAAGACAACUUUUCAUUGUUGGGUGUUUCUCAGUUUAUUAGGAAUCCUGUCAUAUUCAUUGCAAUGUAUGGAUUUAUCUCCUCUUCUUAAGAUUUCAGAUACAGAACUUGAAGAAGUAGUUAAAGUUGGCCAAGCAAGUGAGAUUGCACGUCAAACAGCAGAGGAAUCUGGGAUCACAAACUCUGCAUCCAGCACACUUCUGUCAGAAUACAAUGUUACCAACAAUAGCAUUGCUCUUAGAACACCUAAAACGCCGGCAGCACAGGACAGGAUCCUACAGGUAAAGCCUAAAUAUAGUUUCAUUUUAACAUUGCACUGGUAUCCUUUGCAGCUUCGUAUUUUAUUUGUAGUUAAGUGAAGUAAGUAAUCAAUCUUCCACCUCUGCUCCAUUGUGUUGCAUGGCUUGUUGGGAAUGGGGAGCUACCAACCCCUGCUUGGAACAUAGCUUGUGGGUGGCUGCAUAGCAGGAAGACUAGAUGGCAGAUGAAGCUCAAAGAUAGGCUUUUGUUUCAUCCUGAACAAGCUAUCCUUUCUCCUACCUGCAAGAGGAACAAAGCCCAGGAUGUCAGUGGAGGAUAUUUUUAUCAGUCAGUUAUACUAGAUAUUCAAUAUGACUAAAUGGAGUUGGUAUUCUUGACUUGAAAGAAGCAAAAUACUAACUUUUCAUCCAAUUUUGUUAGUUGAUAUUUGAGCAACAUUUGGUUCCUUUUUGAAAAUUGCACCUUGACUCAUUAGAUUGGUAUUGGUGGUUUGCCGGUAGUUGCAAAAGGAAAAAAAGUGGUUUAUUUUUCCUCCUACCCAUCAAUAGGUAGUAUCUUUUGACAUUGGAAUAUCUUUCUAUAUACAUAAAAAUUUAAGGCUUUCAUUGCACAUUUAGAGCAUUUGCAGUGCCUCAUCACCAUCCUGUGUUUGCAUGAAGUCAUGGGGGGGGAGCAAAACAAGGCAGGUCGCACAACAGGGGUAUCUAUGGCAUGAGAGGGAGAAACGGGGGAAAGGGGCAGUGUAAAACAACAGCAGAAGAUUGAACAAAGCAGGUAUGAAGUAUUUGAGGGCUUUGCCUUGUUUAUCGCUCUUGUAAGGUAGUUGAGGAAUGGGAGAAGUUUUCAGUAUAGUGAGAACAAAGGGGGAAAGUGGCUCUUUUAAACAACAGCAGAGAUUUCAGUAAUGUGAGGAUGAAGGAAAACGUAUUGGAAGAGAAACAUUCGGGAGGUUACCACAGGAGUGGUUUGUUUAUAAGAGCGCUGUGCAAAAGGAUGCAGGGAGGAGGCAUGGACAUGGGAGCAAAGGUGAAAAUGGGUGCAAAGCAUGGCUGUAGAACAGAAGAGAGAAAUAACUUUGGAAAUAGGUUGGGAAGGUGAAAAGUGAGCUUAGUGGUUUCAUGGAGUGGGAAGGGGAAGCUCCAGGGAGUUAAUGUGGGGGGAAUGGCAGGGGGCAGCACGUGGAGCAAGCAGGAGUGCAGCCCCUAGUUGAUAAAUAUAUAUAUAUAUAUAUUUGUAGAAUUUUAGUUUGGAAAAUGAUUAUUGUCUUUAUAUCUAUCUAUCUCUCUAUCAUCUAUCUUAUAUCUUAUUAUGCAGGAAGCCCAGAAUUUGAUGGCUCUUACAAAUGUUGAUACCCCCUUGAAAGGUGGUCUGAAUACCCCUCUCCAUGAGAGUGACUUCACUGGAGUAACACCUCAGAGGCAAGUUGUUCAGACGCCAAAUACAGUGCUUUCCACACCCUUCAGGUAAGUCAUCUACUUGAGCUGUUGGGGAAGGGCAAAGAUACAUUUGAACUUUCUUUUACUUUAAUAAGGGGGUUUGUGUGUGUGUGUAUGUAUUGGACACCAGAUUUCCCAGGUUCCUCUCCAUGAUGAAUUGCUGACUAUAAAUUCCAAAUCCAAAACAGGGACUUGUAGGCUGGUAGUCUUUAAACAGUUAAAGAUGAGCACAAAAAUUGUGCUACCGCACUCAUAUUGGAGCAAAUAAUUUUUUUCUAGGACACCUUCCCAUGGAGCUGAAGGGCUGACUCCUCAUAGUGGAAUGACUCCUAAGCCGGUAGUAGGUGUGACUCCAGGGAGAACUCCCUUGCGUGAUAAACUGAAUAUUAAUCCUGAGGAGGGAAUGGCAGAUUACAGUGAUCCAUCCUAUACAAAACAUAUGGUAAGUAAGUAGGAAAUUUUCAUUUCCACAAUUUUAUCCAUUGCAUUUCACAGGUGGGGGCUCUCAGAAAUGAUGAUGGAUCCACCCACCACCAUUAUGUCUUCCUAAAACAAAUAGGAAUUUAUUUGAAUCUUUACAAACGUAAUUACGGGCACUGACUAGAUUUCCUGGUUUUUUAAAAAUAUUUUUUUUAAAGCAUGGGUGCUCUAGCUUUGAUUAGAGUAGUGGCAAGCAAAGAGGAUAUAUUUUAACUUUCUUUUUCCUUGCACCCAUUUUCCUAAUCUUAAAUCCCCACCACCACCAAGCUACUUUGGGAGUUGACAACAUUGCCGGGGGGGGUGGAGGUGGGAGAACAAAUUCCUCAACUCAGUUUUACAGAGUAGAUUACCGUAUUUUUCACCCUAUAAGGCGCAUUGGCCCAUAGAACACACCUCGUUUUUUGGGGGGGAAAUGAAUAAAAAAAAUUAUUCCCCCCCCCAGCCGCAGGGCUGGGGCGGGGGAAGCCCGAACUUCCCCCGACCCCAGCCCACAGAACAGGCUGCCGCCCCAAGCCUUGCGCGCCCGGCGGAACCUCCCGCUAUGCGCGCAAGGCUUGCGGACACCUGCCCGAAGCACGGGGCGUCCUCCGGAGGGCGCCACGUGCUUCGGGCUGCAGGCUGCCGUCUGCAAGCCUUGCGAGCCUGCGGGAACUCCCGCCGGGCACGCAAGGCUUGCGGAUAGCUUCCUGAAGCAUGGAGAGCGAGAGGGGUCAGUGCGCACCGACACCUCUCGCUCUCCAGGCUUCAGCGAAAGCCUGCAUUCGCCCCAUAGGACGCACACACAUUUCCGCUUCAUUUUUGGAGGGGAAAAAGUGCGUCCUAUAGGGCGAAAAAUAUGGUACAUAAGUAUUCUCUAAUCUAAGGAAGUGCAUUUGGAGUUAAGAAUAAGCACUUGAGCACAUCAAGGCAAGCAGUUGUGGCUUUUUGUGGGUGCACACGUUUGUAGACAUCAUUUGGGCAGCAGCUCAAGUUCUGUGAUUGCAGCCACUGUGGUCACAGAAAUAGACAGGAGCAAUCACAGUGAUCGCUCUCAAAUCCCAAAGUGACGUUGACGAUUGCCUGUCAAGACCUUUCAUUGCUUUUGAGAAUUGAGUCAUUUCAUAACUCUGAGCCCAGUGUGAAGGGAAGGACACAAAGCUGGUCCAUAAGUAGUUGAAAUCACCAGGCAGGCUUAAAAAUAAAAUGACUGCUUGCUUUAUUGCUGUUUUUAGGAAAGUGAACAUUUAGUGCAUUAAAUUACUUUAACAUUCAACAGGAAAGAGAAUCCCGUGAAAAUUUGCGUCUAGGACUUAUGGGUCUUCCUGCUCCAAAGAAUGACUUUGAGAUUGUCCUACCUGAAAAUGCGGAAAAGGAACUCGAAGAUCAUAAUGCAGAUGAUACAUAUAUAGAGGAUGCAGCUGAUGCAGACGCUCGCAAGCAGGUAGAAUGAAUUAUUAGAUUUAUAAAGCAGUGUAACAUACUGUGUCCUUCUCCCAUGAACUUCACCUAAUUCAUGUCUUAAAUCUCUUUCUAGAGUAUUCGAGAAAUGGAGCGUAUAAAGGCACUAAAGCGGAUGCACAAAGCAGUUCAGAAAGAUUUGCCAAGACCCUCUGAAGUACGUUGUUCCUAAUUCUGAAGAAGAUGAAAUAAGCUGAGGGGAGGGAAUGCUAUCAGUAAAAUGGUGAAUAAUAAAUAUUUGUAAGCUGCAGUAUCAGUAUUAGCAACUGGAGGCCUGGAGCUAAGAAGUGGGGGAAAUGCCAUUUAAGACACAUGGAUUUGCUGGCCAGUCGGAAGUGUAGGUCAGGGCACUGGUCCACCACCCCUCACUUCCUUUUCAGAACAGCCAUUCCGGAAAGCCGGUUGCUGGCCAAGCUGUUACAAUGCUAAAUGAAAUUAAUAAAGACAAUGGAACAUUAUUUUCUGAUUUUGUCAAAUUCUGUGGAUUUAAUGUGUGUCUUGGGACUCUGGAGCACCUCUUGAUGUAAUUCAACAGUUGGUUAUCACAUAUAUAGUGUGACAUGACUAGCAGCAGUGGCUGCUCUUAAAAGGCUGGCUUUUUGUUUUUUGGAUUAGGUAAAUGAAACAAUCUUGAGACCCUUAAAUGUAGAGCCACCUCUAACAGAUUUACAGAAGAGUGAAGAGCUGAUUAAGAAAGAGAUGAUUACCAUGCUUCAUUUUGACCUUGUGCAUCACCCUUAUGGAGAACUCCCAGGAGGCAAAAAGGGGAAAGUCCCAGGGUUUGGACCCGGUAGCACAGAACACCUGUCUUAUCUUGAACACAAUCCUUAUGAGAAAUACUCAAAGGAAGACAUCAAAAAGGUAUAUAUAUAUCCUAUUUCUCUGCAUUGUUUAUGAUCUCUGCCUACCAUAGUACUACAUUUUGCAAGGUUUAAACUUUCUAAUUCUAUUCUUAAGCUGAUUGGAAAAUUUCUAAAACUUUCUUUUGGGAGUGCUUUGGGAGUACUGAUGGUGUUUCAGUAAGCUUUUCUCUGCUUAACACCCAGAUUUACGAUAGGACAUCACUGAAUGGCAAUUAGAAUCUUUUUAGAUGAAAUUUAUGAAUUAUAUUCUGGUGGUUUACAGCAAUCAUUACCAGUCUUUUUAAACCCAGGGCCCACUAUAAUUCCAACUUGAAAAAUGGGAUCACAUUUUAGGUUUUUUUUAGCAUAUGUGUGCCUCUUCCUUCCUCUUCCUUUUUUGGGGAAAGUCCAUGCUUCAGAUAUUUUUUUCUAAGGAAUCUUGAGAACAGUAGUUGUGUGUCUGGGGGUAGAGAUCUCUAACAGAGAAUUCUUAGCACAGGCACAAAGCUACAAUUCCCAGAGGUUUAGGGGAUAAGCAGUUACAGUUCAAAUGAUAUAGAACCAAUAUAAAUUUGUGGUAUGUAUGUGUGUGUUGAUCAUACUUAGAUCCCACUCUCCCUCCAAGCAGUGUACAUGGUUCUUUUCAUCUUUCAUUUUAGUUAGGCAAAGAGCAAGUGAUUGGUCCAAGGUCACUCAGUGAGCUUCACGGUCAAGUCUCUUUGAUCCUAGUCCAACAUUUUAGCCACUGUGCUAUGCUGACUCUGUCUAAACAUGUUCUCACUUUCCCUCCAAUCUCUCUAUUUCUCUUUAUUAGAAAAGAGGGAACUAAAAAACUAUGCGGUGUAGUGCAUCUGAUGUUACACCUCUCUGCCCAAGACUCAGUAGAUCACAAGCACCUGAUAUUUAGCCUGGUAGUUACAGUUUGAGUUCUCCAUAAUUAAUUCACAUUUACAUUUAACACAGCUAAAAAUGGGGGAGAAGAUUGGUAGUGACAGACAAGCUGCCCAAAAUGUAGCUGUAUCCAUCAUUACUGAUCUUUCCCUGCAAUGUGCAGUGACAAGACCAUGUUUGUUGCGUACGAGGGACUGAGUGCAUUCCUACUUUACUGGGGUGAGGCUUUACAGAAAUAACUGGCACCCUAAAUGAAUAGUGCAUAUCUUAGAAUAUGUUCCCAGAAUACCUACACAUAAAAUUCCACAAUCUGGAUUUAAGGUGGCUUUAUGUAAUUGCCUUGUAGUGUAGAUCCACAUGGUUUAUGAACUCUUUACUCCCUACUCUGAGUAUAAAAUAAUGUAAGUUCUACAGAACAAAUGCUUGAAGUUGAACAGAGUUCUACAGAACAUUCUUUCAUCUUCCUCACAUUGGCCCACGAUUCCAAAAUGUUUUGAAUCGGUUUGGACUAGAUGACCCUUGAGGUCCCUUCCAACUUUACAAUUCUAUGAACCAGUUCUAAGACCAGAAUCACAUAGGUUGGUGCUGUUAUGUGGGAAGUGUCUUUAUGAAUACACACAUGGACUGCUUACUUAAACAACAACAAAACGAAUUAGAAGGGGUGUUGUGUGUAUACUCAUUUUGUAUACAGUGGUACCUUGGUUCUCAAACUUAAUCUGUUCUGGAAGUCUGUUCCAAAACCAAAGAAUUCCAAAACCAAGGUGUGCUUUCCCAUAGAAAGUAAUGCAAAACGGAUUGAUCCGUUCCAGACUUUUAAAAACAACCCCUAAAACAGCAAUUUAACAUGAAUUUUACUAUCUAAUGAGACAAUUGAUCCAUAAAAUGAAACUGUACUAUAAAAUAAGUAAAUAUCGUAGAUGAUAAAAAAAAAUAAUUCUUACCUGCACUGAUGAUAGUCAUUGUUUGGAUAGGGGGCUUUUAUCCAUUUCCACAGUCACAUAAUCAAUCAGUAGCUGAACUGGGUUCCACACAGUCACAAAAACAAAUGAACUGAAAAAGCCUCAAAAACAAAAGUGCCAAACUUAAUCCAUUCCGGAAGUCCGUUUGACUUCCGAAAUGUUCGAAAACCAAGGCGCAGCUUCUGAUUGGUGCAGGUGGCCCGGAAACAAUAGCCGACAGCCGCAUCGGAUGUUCGGCUUCCGAAAAAAGUUCGACAACCAGAAUACUUCUAGGUUUUCGGCAUUUGAGUACCAAGGUGUUUGAGAACCAAGGUACCACUGUAUUCUGUACAGCAAAUGCAAUGUGAAAACUGGGAAAAGUGCCACUGAUGAUUUAUGUUUUUUAUGUGACUGUGUAAGAUGUGUUGACACAAACAAUAGAAAAUGCUUUUCUUCAAAUGGAGAAGUUUGCCCUGUAAAUUGUUAUAUAUAUAGUUCAAGAACAGCAAGAGAGGUGAACUUGUAACUAAUCCCUCAUUUCAAACAGGCUGAAGAACUCCUGGCCCAAGAAAUGGAGGUGGUGAAGCAAGGAAUGGGGCAUGGAGAGCUUUCAAGUGAAGCUUAUAAUCAGGUGUGGGAAGAAUGUUACAGCCAGGUGUUGUUCCUUCCUGGGCAGAAUCGCUACACACGAGCUAACUUGGCCAGUAAAAAAGACAGAAUUGAAUCCCUAGAGAAGAGACUUGAGGUUGGUAUACAUUUCCUUUUGAGAAACAGGCUUAAUCUGACAUACCGUGUGUUCUGUCUUGUGUUUUAUCCCUAAUUGGGAAUUAGGGGCACUGCUAUUUCAAUGGAAUUCUAUAGAACUGAAAAAAAUUUUUUAAAAGAAAAACGUCUAGUGACACAUGGCCUUAAUUGGCAUCAUUCAUAUACUGGAUAAAUCAAGUUGAAUCCAAAAACAGGAAGUGGUUCUUUUUGGUCAUGCUAAUGUAUCCUGAUAUGCUCCAACAUUAUGCUCAUCCUGUGGUUACUUAGCUCAGUUUUGUGACUAGAGGUGGGCCUCAACUUGCCCUCCUGAUAGCUGGAAGAGAGUAGUAGUUGUUCUUUCUGCCUAAGCUUCGUUGUUAGGGGAUGCAGUGAAUGGAUUCCAGUGUUUCAUAUCUGCUGAGGAGCUGGAUGUUGAAUGUAAAUUGACAGCAUACACUUUAAAAAUAUUUUGUCAGUUUAAAGUUGGGCAGAGCAACACAGUGUUAACGUAAAAUAUUCAUAUAUUCAAGUGUACAGUACAAGAAGGGGAUUCCUACAAGCCCUGUGCAAUACAUUGUGUCACACAAGCUUACUAUCUGCACUAGUGCCAUCUCAAAAGUUACUUCACACUUUACAUGGUGAUCAUCUUUGCUAAUGUUUGGGGAACGUAAAGGAUGGCCUGAUUGACCCAUCCUUGGGUAUGAGUGCUGUGUGUAGAAUAGAAAAGAAAGGCAACUCCUGCACAAGAGGUGGCUCAUUUUCCUGGCCAAGGAGCCUAGUUCUGUCUUAGAAUGAACUUGUACUCCGUGUUGGCCAGCAGAAGGCACCAUUGCUCUGUGGAAUACUUCAGGUGACACGGAAAGAUGAACUGUCAGUUGCUUUCCUAUUUACUCUUCAAGCUCAAUAUUUUUAUUGAGUGGAAUGAUAUGUUGUUUAGUCGUUUAGUCGUGUCCGACUCUUCGUGACCCCAUGGACUGAUAUGAUCGCCAUGGAAUGAUAUAGUACCUUAAAUACUCUUGUUGUGCAGCCCCACCAAUUAAAAGACUAAUUAAAAUGGUGUUUUUUCUGUUUUAAAAAGACAAAACUGUUCUGUUUAUAUGACUGUUUGCAGUGCCUAUUAUAUGGAUUUGGGGAGGAAAUUCCAUAAUCGUAGCUGGAUUCACUAUUUGGCCAAUGUCACAAAAGACCCAUCAAAAAAAGGUUGUGUGUGUGUAUGAAAUUGCUAAAAUAAAUACUGCAUUUCAUGCUGAAGUCCAGAGAAGGCUACCUAUUAAAGUUUAAAUGUAAGCUGUGUGAGAUCAUUCUUGGAGUGAUGAGAAAUGCACAUUAUACAAUUUUACUUAUUUUUUUCCAUUUCCAAAGACAUACGGUUGAGUUCAUCUCGGGGUGGAGGGUGCUUGUUUGUGUGCACAUGCCUUUAAAGAAAAAGGAGACCUUAAAUGUAAUUAAUAGUAGUAGAUUCAUACUUCUCCCUGCAGCCCUAGCACCAUUUCUCUCACUGUUUAGGAGAAUUUGGAUGCAAUGCUGGAUGCAAUGCUGGGAAAGCCUGGAUUCUCCACCGUGGGAGCAGGGCCGGGGCGGGAGAGUGCUAGAGUCCUGUUGCUUGGGACCAUUUCUAGUCUGUUACCUCCAAGGCUGCUUGGACUAGUGAAACCAACCAUCUGUCUCCUUGAUCCUUGCCCAUCCUGGCUCAUAAAAGCUAGCCGGGAAGGGCUGGCAAUGGACUCUGUGGGGUGGUGAAUGCUUCCUUCUGUGAGGGAGCCUUCCCAGACCUGCUGAAAGAGGCGGUUAUUAAACCGCUUGUUAAAAAAGAAUCUUUGGACCUGGCCAAUAUGGCCAACUAUCGCCCAGUCUCAAAUCUUCCAUUCUUGGGCAAGGUGAUUGAGCGGGUGGAUGCUGAACAACUCCAGGCAUGCCUGGAGGAGGCGGACCAUUUGGAUCCCUUCCAGUCAGGAUCCAGGCCUCAUCAUGGAACUGAAAGUGACUUGGCCACGCUGGUUGAUGAUCUCCGACGGGCUAGGGACAAAGGUGAAAGCUGUUUCCUAGAUCUGCUGGAUCUCUCAGCAGUCUUUGAUACCAUCGACCAUAACAUCCUUCUGGACCGUCUAGAGGAGCUGGAAGCACAGUGGUUCCACUCCUUCCUCCUGGGCCGUGUCCAGAAAGUGGUGGGGGGGGAUGAGUGUUCAGACCCCUGGGCUCUCACUUGUGGGGUGCCUCCAGGUUCUGUCCUCUCCCCCAUGCUUUUUAAUAUCUGUAUGAAGCUGCUGGGAGAGAUCAUUAGGGGGUUUGGGCUGGGUGUUCAUCAGUAUGCAGAUGAUACUCAGCUCUACCUCUCUUUCAAAUCUGAAACAUUGAAGGCAGUGAAGGUCCUGUGUGAGUGUCUGGAGGUGGUUGGAGGAUGGAUGGUGGCUAACAGAUUGAGGUUGAAUCCUGACAAGACAGAAGUACUGUUUUGGGGGGACAGGGUGUGGGUGGGUGUGGGGGACUCCCUGGUCCUGAAUGGGGCAAGUGUACCCCUGAAGGAGCAGGUGUAAAGCCUGGGAGUCAUUUUGGACUCACAGCUGUCUAUGGAGGUGUAGGUCAAUUCUGCGUCCAGGGCAGCUGUCUACCAGCUCCAUCUGGUACAUAGGCUGAGAUUACCCGCCUGUGAACUGUCUCGCCAGAGUGGUGCAUGCUCUAGUUAUCUCCCGCUUGGACUACUGCAACCUGCUCUACGUGGGGCUACCUUUGAAGGUGACCCGGAAACUACAAUUAAUCCAGAAUGCGGCAGCUAGACUGGUGACUGGGAGUGGCUGCCGAGAUCAUAUAACAGUGGUCCUGUAAGACCUACAUUGGCUCCCAGUACGUUUCCGAGCACAAUUCAAAGUGGUGUUGCUGACCUUUAAAGCCCUAAACGGCCUUGGCCCAGUAUACCUGAAGGAGCAUCUUCACCCCCAUCGUUCAACCUGGACACUGAGGUCCAGCGCUGUGAGAAGCCAAGUUACAGGGAACCAGGCAGAGGGCCUUCUUGGUAGUGGCUCCCAUCCGGUGGAAUGCCCUCCCAUCAGAUGUCAAGGAAAUAAACAAGUAUCUCACUUUUAUAAUACAAUCGAAGGCAGCCCUGUUUAGGGAAGUUUUAAUGUUUGAUGCUUUCUUGUGUUUUUAAUCUGUUGGGAGCAGUCCAGAGUGGGGAAACCCAGCCAGAUGGGUGGGGUAUAAAUAAAUAAAUUUUGGUUAUUAUUAUUAAAUUACCUAUUUAUUAUUCUGCCCUUAUUUCAGAUGUAAUCUAUUCAAGACAUUUGAUUGUAUCCAACAAAGUUGUCCCGUGCAUGCAACGACUUCCACUUGCACAAUCAAACUUUCCUUCCCUCUCCUCCCCUUGUGAGCCCCCCUCAGUUUCUGGAGGUUUUUUCAGCUCUCUGAAGCAGAGGGGGUUCGGGGGGGUGCCUCUUGCGCGCAAGGGGUGAUUUUGUUGGAUACAACCCAUUAGCUCAUUCAUUGAAAGGUUGACUUUAGAAUACUGCAUAUUGGUUGAAAACUUUUUUUCUUACAGUCGGGAGGAGGUUAUUUGAAAAUGUUGCUUUCUUCCAUUUUAGAACUUAGAAUUCAGUCUUUCUACAAACAUUACAACAGAAAUUCAAUACUGCUGAUUGAACGUGUCCAAAUAUUUUUAUUAUGAUGGGUUUUAUCAUAUCAGUUGCAUGCUUUACCUUAUAAAUAUUCAAAACAUGCAUCUAUAAUGCCAGACAAAUUGAAUCAGUUACCGUACAUUUAAUAUUCCAAAUGCAGUCACUUCUCCAUUCCAUGCACUUUGAACUAUAUUGCUGCUUGGAUAAGUACAGCAUGCAUAGGUUAGAUUUGAUAGGGCCUUAGUAGUGAAGAGAGAAGGAACUAUUAGUAUACACUUCGUAAGCAAAAGGCAGUAAUGUCUCGGAGUACAUUUUUGAAUAGGGCAUUAUAAAUCAAGUAUUGGGACCAGCUCGCCAGUUCCCUCCCACACCCCCCAUGUUAGCCCCCUGGAGCUUCCCUUUUGCAUCCCAUGCAUCAGCCCCCUGGACGCACGCCCAUUUAAACAACAGGAGAACUUUGAGUAGAGCAAGAAGGGAAGUAGGAAAGGCUCCCUUGUGCCCAUGUAAGCUUUUAGACCUUGACUUCUAUGUUGUACCUCUCUCUUCUAUUUCUUGCUAAAACUAUUUUUGAACAACUACUCUCCCUUCUCACUACUCAAAGUUCUGCUGUUAUUUUUCUUGUCCCUUUCUGCCUCAGUGUUGUACCAUCCCUGCUUUUCUCUAACCUUUCCCGUUGUGGAAACCGCCACCUAUUUCCUGUAAAGUGUUGCUUCCCUUUCCCCUCUCCUCAUUUUAACACCAAGGCAGGAGAGCAUCUCAGUAUUGAAUAUUGCCCUAGUCAAUAAAUAGCUUUUGGCUUGUACCUGUCUACACUAACACCAAAAAGCAACUUGCUCUCCCAGGCAACCUGCUUGGUGGUCUCUUGGUGGUCUCUUGGCCAUUGCAAGGCUACAGCAAGGCAACUACCUAGACAGAGGCAGUUGAGGAGCAAAAGGCAAAACUACUGUGUGGCAUCAAUGUAGGACUGUAAUAUAGAGAGACAUGGAUUCUGUGUGUGAGAGUGUAAAAAUUUGAAUGCUUCCCAUCUCUCUAGGGAAGGUCUUGCUGGUAUGUUUUUGAAAGAAUCACAAAGGUUCUGUUUCAGGUUCUGUUUCACUUUAUCUCAGACAGGAGGAGGAAAUGACUGAUCACAGGGAGUAAAACCUUGAUACCAUAUUUCAGUUUCCUCUUGCUUAUUCCUCUCACACUUGGAAGUAUUUAUUAUUUUUAGAUGUUUUAAAGUUUGCAGGCUGUUCAGUGUUGUACAACACCUUUUUGCAAAUGCAUUUGCACCUUCCAGUGUCCCUUCCAAUUCUCUGAUUCCUUUAGUGUUCAGAAAUUCCCUGGAGGUGCUGGGUAUCUAAAUGGAAUAAGAAGUUGGUAAACAUGUCUUGCGCUGAACUACUCAAUUUUGUUCAUAUUUUGUCCACUGUUUAAAUGAAAAGCUCUAUUUAAAUUGCUGCAGUUUAUAAUCAUAAAUACGGCUUGAGCAGUCAGAUAAGUAUGAAAGUGUUUUUGUAGGGCAGGUUGCACACACAAGGCCUGUGGACAGCUGGUAGGCCUCUCCCAGUUGUUCGUGGUCCCUAGAGGAACUCUGAAUAUCUGUAAUCUGAUUUCCUUUUCUAUCUCAUUGUGAAAAUGACUAUGGCUGCCAAACCAGGAACGGGGGAAUGCCUGCAUCACUUUAUCCACGAUGCUCCCUGGCUUCAGUUGUAAAUUUCCUGUGUCUGGAGAAGAAUGCAUUAGACCACCUCUCAAGGUCCAGCUUUGAUUCAGUGGUGUGAUUAUCAUUUCCUAAGGCUGUAGAUUGUCUUAAAUAAAAAUUCCUCAUACUGCAUAUUUUGCAGGAGAGGUUCUUUUAGGCAUUCCCCAAGAUUUCCAAUGUUUCCUGUGGAAAAAGGUGUUUACAGUGAUCAGGGAGUAAAGCUACAGUUGCAGCAUUUAAUCAACCAGUUUAAAGCGGUCAAAUUAUAAUUAGCAAGGAGGAUUCAGCAGUUAAGUGAUGUGAGUGUUACAGAACUGGGAAUUUUUCCACUGCCCUUAUCUGACAUACUCAGUAAACAAAGCUACUAUGUUAAAACAGGCUGUGUAAAUACCUCAACAGUUUUUCUAACAGCCAAAAGUAGUUGAACUGAAAUAUUCAUAAAUUUAAAAAGUAAAUGGUUAAAAAGUUAUAUUCAGUGGUUUAGCAAUUAUAAAUGUGAUAAUUAGAGAAAUUCAAAGAUUCACUUGGAGAUUUUUCUUACCGAAAUACUUGUAAAUAUUUUGAGAGAUGGCAGUAUAGUUGCAUACACUUUGCUUACAUUAUUCAGAUUUUAUGAUACAAAAUUUAGGCCCACAGCAAACUGUUAAAAUACUAAUUAAGCAUGCCUGAAGAGUUGUGUAUGUAAGAAAAUGUCCUCCUUAGAGCGAGUGAUCUGAAAAAGUUAAUUUAACUUUAGAUUUUAGAUUUCUCUGGUAUUGUAUCCAUUCCAGUUGCCCAGUUUGUUUUGAAUUGUAUUCAUUCAAGAUGACACUAAUUUUAUGAAACAAUAUAUUUUUAAGUGGUUUCCAGCUGUAAUGCUUUAAGGGAAUAUGAAAAAAAGGAUUAUAAAAUAGGUAAAAAUUUAAUAUUAUUACUUUUAAAGGAUUUGCUGAACCAACAGAUUGAAGUGGAAUACAAAAAAGGGAGGUAUGAGGAGGUCCGGGAAAUAAGUCAAAGGAAAAUAAGUAAUGGAAAAUCUGUGUGUUUUUAACUAUUUUUAUUUUGUAUUUUUGCCAUUCUUUUUUUUUUCCUUUUCUUUUCUCAUUUUCAUUGUAAUAUUUUAAAAAAUCUUAAUAAAUAUCUUAUAAAAGAAAAAGAAACAAUAUAUUUUUAAAUUUUACAAAAUCUGAAAAAAUAGCAUAGUGGAAAAUGUACUGUACUGUCAAAAAAUUGGUGGUAUAGUAGUUGCAGUGUGCUGCUCCAAUGAAGAAUAAAAAAGGAAAUAUUAAAUAUGCUCUUCUAACUGUGGUUUACCAUCAUAUUUUAAUAUCCAAAUGUUAUUUAAUUUCUGAAAUACUUAAUUUUUAUCAAUUACUUGAUAUGUUUUGCACAAUGCUUUCCCAUAAAAAUAGCCUUUAAAAAGAAGCAAGUCCAUGUGCCAUUUUAAUAAGGAUGCUGAAUACCUCUCCUGGUCCGUAUUUGAUCAUGUUUGAUCAACUGGUGGCAUUAAAAGGGCUUCUUUUGCAGCAGUAUUCAGAAGACCGUAGGGGAGCAUCCCACCCAUUUGGCAAGCAACUGUAUGCUAAUUGCUUGCUGUGUGAAGCAGUGACAUGUGGAUGCAAUUUCAAGCUGACUCCCAAGUAGCAACCAUUCUGUGUUGAGGGAACUUCAGCUCCCUGAAUGAUGUAUCUAGCAUUUCCUUCUUGUCUUUAUGGUUUUCAGCUACUCUAACGCUACCCGUCCAGUGUCGUGUUCUGUAUUCGCCUUGCUGUUGUUUUGUGUCUCUGCUAUCUGUUGUGUGUCACUUCUCAAACUCCUGAGAGCCUUACAUCCAAACUCCUUAAAUCCAAACCUAUCUCCCUAACAGAUCCACCAGUGCAGGGGUAGGCAACCUAAGGCCCAGGGGCCGGAUGCGGCCCAGUCACCACCUAAAUCCGGCCCGCAGGCGGUCUGGGAAUCAGUGUGUUUUUACAUGAGUAGAAUGUGCCCUUUUAUUUAAAAUGCAUCUCUGGGUUAUUUGUGGGGUCUGCCUGGUGUUUUAACAUAAGUAGAAUUUGUUCUUUUAUUAAAAAUUCAUCUCUGGGUUAUUUGUGGGGCAUAGGAAUUUGUUCAUAUUUUUUUCCCCAAAAUAUAGUCCAGCCCACCACAUGGUCUGAGGGACGGUGGACCAGCCCACUGCUGAAAAAGGUUGCUGACCUCUGCUCCAGUGUAACAGAAAAGUCUUUGUUUAUACUUUCCUGUACUGGAGGCAAAAUGUUUUAUAGUGUAACAUUUCUUCUGUUCCUGAAUUACAGCUCAUGACAGAAUACAUUUCAGAAAUGUAACUGUUAGCACAGUUUUGCUCCGUGAAUAAUAUGCAGGCUGUAUUUCUUCAAUAGAUUAACAGAGGUCACAUGACUACAGAAGCUAAGAGGGCUGCCAAGAUGGAGAAAAAACUGAAGAUAUUGCUUGGUGGUUAUCAGUCUCGAGCGAUGGGGCUCAUAAAGCAAUUAAAUGACUUGUGGGAUCAAAUUGAACAAGCUCAUCUUGAAUUGCGCACAUUCGAGGAAUUAAAGAAACAUGAAGAUGCUGCUAUUCCUAGGAGAUUAGAGGUAAGGUCAUGAAAUUCUGUUGGCCAUCUAGAAAGAAGGAAGGUGGCAAAAGUUGUGUUAAGUCAUGUAAUUUUAUUAGAGGUUGCUGCAUCCAUUAAUUAAAAAAAAAAGUAGAGUAGAAAAUCAGCAUUAAAAAAAUAGUGUAUUACUUUAGUCCAUUUUAUUUAGAUGAUUUUGUGUUGCUUAUCACCAUGUCAUCAGGAGUCUUCUUUUUUCUUUUUCUUUUUCUUUUUCUUUUUCUUUUUCUUUUUCUUUUUCUUUAACAGUUGAUCCUAUCCACAGAGUUGCAUGAGCUUCUCUAACAUAAAUGUGCAGGUACAUCAUGGGAAAAGGCUCCUAUGUGUACGUUAUGGGAUGUGUGCUUGUGUUGCAUAAUCUGAGACUCCCCGAUCGUAUAAUAAUUUGCAUUCUGCUACUUCUGGUGCCUUUUUAUCAGCUGACCAUUUUUAUUGUUGCAGUGUCUAAAGGAAGAUGUUCAGCGGCAACAGGAACGAGAGAAAGAACUUCAGCAGAGAUUUGCAGAGUUCAUGCUGGACAAGGAAGCUUUUCAGUCGAAAUAUUAAGUCACACAUCUUGCUUAAGCCAUGUUUUGUAACAUUUCUCAAAUGCAAUAGAUAGGUUUUGCCUCCUGUGUCUCAAAUCAAACAUAAGCAAAUUGAGUCCCAAAUCCAUUUUGUGUUUUACGUAAGACUGAAGGCCAUGCAUCUUAUGAGGAAGAGGUGAAUUGAAACAUAUACAGAGAGGAUAAUUGACACGCACUAAGGGGUGCUGUCCAGGGUAGAUUUCUGCUGAUCACAUCCACAUUUUUGACCCUUUACAAACUGAUAUUCUGAUAUUAAAAGGAAAAACCAGCAGAUUCUUUUAAAUCACAUCAUUUGCUAAAUUGUUAUUUUACCAUUGCUAUGAUCCACAAGAACCAAACACUUUUGUCUGUGUGCCAGCGGCUAUGUACUGUGAAUUUGGGGUGUAAAGCAAUGUAUUAAACUGUGUUUGUGUCCAGUAGCUUGAA